Messenger RNA from Gilbertella persicaria, 1371 nucleotides. RefSeq lists its product as uncharacterized. The record is from RefSeq and is a predicted model, not a curated record. Lineage: Eukaryota; Fungi; Mucoromycota; Mucoromycetes; Mucorales; Choanephoraceae. The transcript has a single exon. Bases 6 to 1334 code for a protein of 442 amino acids.
GAAAAAUGCCUAUUCCUGUUAUGUUGGAUCCACAUAGACUUGUUCAAACCAUUCUUGCUUCAAGACUUGGACAUCAACACUGUCUUGCUACACAACAACAACAUCAUCAUCACGCUUGUUAUUUUGAUCAAUCUGUGUUGAAUGAAGCAGGUUUAGUCAUCAAUAUUCUGCAGAUGGAAUCCGAUAUUUUACUUGAAAGAUGGAUGUUGUCUGUUUGGCAUGGUCCUCAACUCUCUUUUGAACAAGAGAUUGCUGAUUUUAUAGGUGAAUAUCCAUUAAGAAAAGACCAAGUAUAUGCCAUCUUAUUCGAUCAUGAUACACCCUCUUAUCAAUGCUAUUCUGCUCAAUCCAUUCAGACAACAAUUGAAUUCCAAUCAGAUGCACAGUUAAAAGCAAAACGAUUUCAACUGGCUGGUGUAUGUAUUGAAGUCAUAUUUGAUCAACAUAAGCCAUCAUUGGUACCUUGGCAAUCUUUAUCCUUGGAUCCUUUAGCAUCUAACACGCCUGUCAUUGCCAUUCGACGGUUAUCAAGGCUAUCUUUAUCUGCCCUGGAAGAAGAAGAAGAAAAAGAAGAUGAUCAUUUGACUUCUGGUUAUGCUAUACCCAUCCCUACACCUCGCAUGCAAUAUACCCAUCAUCAUCGUUCUACCACCCUUGCUUAUUCUACUUCACCCACACCUCGUCAUUUCCAUGAAGCAAAUGAACGCCGACAUUCACUCACCACAGAUAUCCUGCACCAUCAUGGUAGUUUAGUCGGCAGUUUUGAAGAAUCCCUUUUAUCAGGUCGUAUGUCUUCCAUGCCUUCUAAACCCAUUACAUUCCAUUGUCAGAUGGGUGUCUUGGGCUAUGGGAACUGUAAACCAUCCCUCAAGUGCCCUCCUCAUUGGUCGAUUGUGUUUCCAGCCACAUUUUAUCAUUUGCCUGACCAUGAUGAGGAUACUACCACCACUACACCUUAUGUGGGUAUCGUGGAUCUAGAAGAGUAUGCUUCUCAAUUCAAUCAACCAGGCUACCGUAUUCCACCCAAAGGACAAAUCCAAGUGGUUGUCAAGAACCCCAACAAAACGGCUGUCAAAUUAUUCUUGAUUCCUUACGAUUUUACAGACAUGCCAAGGAAUACAAAGACAUUUUUACGUCAAAAAUCUUAUGUGACAGAAGGCAACAAACAAUUAUUGAGAUAUGCUAUUCAUUUACAGUUUUGCAGGACAGACAAAAAGCGUAUCUAUCUGUUUAAAACGAUGCGUAUCGUCUUUGCCAAUAGAAAAGCAGAUACUCGAGAAAAGUUUCAUGUAGUUUGUGAGGGACCUAAAGCACCUGUCUUUAUACCUCAAUAAAAAAAAAAUAUGGAUAAACCUUUUGACAAAAAAAAAA